This is a messenger RNA of Ziziphus jujuba (common jujube), 2240 nucleotides long. RefSeq names its product calcium uptake protein, mitochondrial. Gene Ontology annotation, cellular component: uniplex complex. The record is from RefSeq and is a predicted model, not a curated record. The transcript has 7 exons. NCBI's taxonomy places the organism in Eukaryota, Viridiplantae, Streptophyta, Magnoliopsida, Rosales, Rhamnaceae. Gene Ontology annotation, biological process: calcium import into the mitochondrion; mitochondrial calcium ion homeostasis. Gene Ontology annotation, molecular function: calcium ion binding. The coding region runs from base 328 to 1812 and encodes 494 amino acids.
CCAUAAUUUUCAGUAAAGCAAUAGCAAAACCAUAUGCAUAAUUAUAAUCAAUUCUCACUCCAUGAAAGCCACCAACUAACUUUUUGAAAAACCGUUAUAAUGAACGCAAAGAUUCAGUCAAAAGCCCGAGGAACCAGUUUUCCCGCUCAGAAAACCGUAUCUAAAUCUGGGUCAAUUGCGUACCAAUCCCUUUCCCUCUCCUCAACUCUCUCUCUCUCUCUUUUUCUCUCAUUAUUUCCUCUCUGUUGCGCUUCUGGACCAAACUGCUUCAUCCGUUUCCCAUUUGUCCUUUUCUUUGUUUGAAGCUCGUAACGUUUGAUUUUUACUAUGUUUUCUCCAGCAUCUACAUCUCUAAGAAAAUCCUCAUUGUCCAUCCACCGAGUUGUGGUUGCUGCUCAAAGGCUCAACUUUCGGCCAUUCUUCUCCCAGUCACAGAGGUCCACGUCAUUUUCGCCAUCUUCGUCGAGCUCUUCUUCUGGGUUUGGCCACGAUGAUGGUAAAACUAGAAGAUCUGGUUUCAAUACGUUUAUGGGAUCAGUCUCUUCUGGGUUUUUCAUUGUUGGGUCCAGCAUAGGCCUUGGUUAUUGUUACUCUUCUUCUCUGGAUGUGAAUUCCUUCUUGUCUUUCGCCGAUUACAGAGGUGAAGCAACGCAGGCAGUGGAUGAUGAUGAUCGGUUGCGACAAUCAGAACCUGAGAAGAAGUCCAAUUUCCUGUUUGGAGAUGCAUAUAGGAAAAGAGUUUUCUUCAAGUAUGAAAAGCGGAUUAGGAUGCAAAGUCCUCCUGAAAAGGUUUUCGAUUACUUUGCAUCCAUUCGAACCCCUGCAGGAGAGGUUUUUAUGACACCUGCUGAUUUGAUGCGAGCAGUUGUUCCCGUAUUUCCUCCCUCUGAAUCAAAUCGAAUUAGAGAGGGCUUCUUAAGAGGAGAAAGGGUUCCAGGCGAGUUAAAUUGUGCUCCUUCAAAAUUCUUUAUGCUUUUUGACACCAAUAAUGAUGGACUGAUUUCGUUUCCAGAAUACAUCUUCUUUGUUACAUUACUCAGUAUCCCCGAGUCAAGCUUUUCGGUGGCAUUCAAAAUGUUUGAUAUUGACAAUAACGGAGAAAUAGACAGGGAAGAAUUUAAGAAAGUGAUGGCCUUGAUGAAAUCCCAAAACAGACAGGUAGCUCGACACAGGGAUGGGCGACGUCUAGGGCAGAAAGUUUCAGUAGAAAAUGGAGGUUUGCUUGAGUACUUCUUUGGUAGCGAUGGCAAGUCAUUUCUAAAACAUGAAAGAUUUGUCCAAUUCUUAAGGGACUUGCAUAAUGAAAUAUUGAGAUUGGAGUUUUCCCAUUAUGACUACAACACAAGGGGAACCAUAUCAGCUACAGAUUUCGCUUUGUCCUUGGUUGCAUCUGCCGAUGUCAACCAUAUAAACAAGCUGCUUGAUCAGGUUGAUGAAAUUAACAAAGAACCAAAUCUCAAAGACAUACUUAUCACAUUUGAGGAAUUUAAACAAUUCGCAGAGCUGCGUAAACAGUUGCAGCCCUUCUCUCUGGCCAUCUUCAGUUUUGGAAAAGUUAAUGGGGUAUUGACAAAGAAAGAUUUCCAGAGAGCCGCGUCCCAAGUAUGUGGAAUCACAGUCACAGAUAAUGUGGUGAACAUAAUAUUUCAUGUGUUUGAUACAAAUCGCGAUGGGAAUCUAAGUGUAAAGGAGUUUGUUAGAGUUUUACAAAGAAGAGACAUUGAAUUCUCAGAUUCAGGACCCAGAGGGGGACUCAUAUCUUGUUGGUUGAGCUGUGCAGCUAACAGCUCAAAGACCAAGUGGCAUAUUUAAAUUUAUUGGCUGCGACAUAAUAUAUCUAAUCCGACCUGGGUCUGAGGUUCACUACUUGUCUGAGUUAGAAUUUAGUUUUCUUUUCCAGUAUUUGUUUUAGGAAUUUGUCAGGUCUAUAACAUAAGUAUUGUAAUUUAAACAAGGAUAGUGUUUGUCUUACUUAUUUUUUUGGUUGGUGCAUCAAUAAUUUCAUUUUUUUUUAGUUUUUAUUCUUUGAUCAUAAAGGUAGUUUGUAAUCAGUAGUAAAAUUAUCAAUGGUCUUUCGUGCGUGCUACAGCAAUGGCCUCUGCUGCUGAGCUGAGAAUAUACAGUUUUUUAUCCUUGUAUGCACGUGCAUACAAUUUCUGUUGUUACUGAAAAAUUACUUCUUUGAUAAAUGAAACUUCCUUCACAUCAUCCAUCUUGAAGAUUUUAUAAAUUUUCUGCUU